Messenger RNA from Nanorana parkeri, 4364 nucleotides. RefSeq names its product RNA polymerase II associated protein 1 (gene RPAP1). Gene Ontology annotation, cellular component: nucleus. NCBI's taxonomy places the organism in Eukaryota, Metazoa, Chordata, Amphibia, Anura, Dicroglossidae. The coding region runs from base 48 to 4310 and encodes 1420 amino acids. Gene Ontology annotation, biological process: transcription by RNA polymerase II. The record is from RefSeq and is a predicted model, not a curated record. The transcript has 26 exons.
UGGUCAAUUUUCGUUCUCGGGGAUUGACGUCCUGAUAGAAUGUCAAGAUGUUGUCGCGACCUAAGCCUGGGGAGUCAGAAGACGAUCUCUUAAAGUUCCAGAGACAGUUUCUUGCUGCUGGUGGUUCUGCAGCUGCAAAGGUUGUGAGGAAAGCCGAUAAGAGGAAAGGAUCCGAGGAUACUAGCGAAGAGACCAGUGGAGGAACAGAGGAGAGAGAUGUCGUUUCCAUUGAAGAUUUCUCUGACUUGCCUCCAAUCUUAACACCAGGGCCAUCCAAAAAGUCAAAAGUUGCUGAAACACGAGUACGUUUUGCUGAAGAAGAUCCAGAAGAUAUAUUGGAACAGCAUGACCAGCAUAUCACUGCAGUUAUCUCAAAAAUCAUUGAGCGGGACACUAGUGCCGCCACCAUCACAGCACCUGUUCCUACAGGAGAGCCAUUUCCUCGGGUCUUCCACAGAUCAGAGAUACCUAGUGGGACUACACCAGGAAUUGGGAAAGUCAGUAUCUUUGCUCAAAAAAUGGCUGCUAAGAGGGCUACUGAAGCAGCAAAGAAAGCGGAAUCUUCCUCGGUCCUCCCCCAUCCAGAGCACUUUGUCAGUCCUACACUUGUCCUCCCUGAUGAAAGCAAAUCUUCCCAUUUGAAAGGUGAGAGAGGGGAAGACAAGCCCCAUCUGAUUACAGGAGAAGGUCUGCGUAGUUUAGAGGGUCAUGAAGAGGCGCAGAGGAUCCAUGAGGAGAAUGUGAACAAGCUAAAGGCUCUGUCGGAGGAGGAGAUCCUGCAAGAACGCCAGCGGCUUCUCUCACAGCUUGACCCCAAGUUGGUUGCUUUUUUGAAAUCAAAAAGUAAAGACCCAGACACCCAGAGGUAUUCAAACAUUGGCGACACAACCAGUGGUCCCCAGUCUGUCAGCUAUGAAUCUUCUGGUUCUGCCACACAGGCACAAGCAACAAAGGAGAUUCCUGAAGCGGAAGAAGAAAAUCUAACUGCUUUGUCAGUUGAUGAUCUUCCAGUAAAGCCUCAGAAGGAAUGGGUACACAUGAACACAAUGGAGUUUGAGAAGCUGGAGUGGAUAAAGGAUCUGCCCCAAACUCGGCAAAAGAAAACAAAAAAGGGUAUGCAGGCUCGAUUCAGUCUGAAGGGAGAUCUGAUACCUCCAAAUGAAGAGAUUCCUACACAUAUGGGCCUACACCACCAUGGAGAGGAGGCAGAGAGAGCAGGUUAUUCUCUUCAGGAACUCUUCCAUCUGUCUCGCAGCCAGUUCAUUCAGCAAAGGACCUUGUCAUUGCAAGUUCUGGGCCAUAUUGUAAAGAAGGCUAAGCAAGGAGAGUUUGCCUCUGUCCUUAAGGGAAGUGUGCUUCGCCUGCUCCUGGAUGCUGGAUUCCUCUUUCUGCUGCGCUUCGCUAUAGAUGAUAACAUAGAUACUGUCAUUUCUGCAUCAGGUGGCACUUUUCAUGCUUUACUGGUGUCUCCAGAGGAUGAGGAAUACCUGGACAUGACUUUUUCAUGGUACCAGGGAGCAAAGGUCUUCCCUUUCUUGCCUAAUCAAGAGGAGGAAGAUGAAGAUGAUGAAGAUAUCGUUGAGGACUCUGGUUUUGCUGAAGGAGACCAGAGAAAAGCUAAAGAGGAAAAUAAAUCUGAUCCAGAAGUGGCACGUUAUGAUGCUAUAAAGGGUCUUCUGAAGACAAAAUUUCUUCACCGGCUUAGAUAUAUUUUGGAAGUAAGAAGACCGCCACCUCCUGUUGUUCAGAAUAUCCUCGAGAUUCUCACAAGGGUGGCCCGUCACUCUGCAGCAGCCUGCAGCCAGCUUCUGAAUUGUCCACGGUUAAUAGAAACAAUAGUGCGUGAGUUUCUGCCCAUGCAGUGGAGUGUGCCAAUGGAAACCGUAGACCUGGCACCUACUAGUCUCCACGGUGUGCCCUGUUCAGCUGCUAUGAAGUUUCUUAGAGUGCUAGCAUCUUCUAGCUGCCACUCAGCUGCCAGACUACUGCACACAUUUGAAAUGAAGAGCCGUCUAAGCAGAUUUGCUGUGCAGGAGCCAAAAGAGCUUCCUCUGCUGAGAGAGGAGGCUGAGAGGCUGAGUACUGAGACCUUCCGCCUCUGGGCUAUUGUGGCCGGCUACGGACAAGCAUGUGAUAUAUACAGAGAGCUGUACCUAGCUGUGAUAAGGAUUCUCCAGUCUCUGCCCAGUAUGAUUGCCUCCUGUAUAGGGAACUUUUCCUCUGCAGCGCUCUCUAUUCAGCGGGCUGCUGCUGUAAUUACUCUGCUUAGCCAUGUGACUCAGACAGCGGGCUGUGCUGCCGAGCUUGAAGCACAACUGCACAGUGCUCCUGUGGACUCAGAACCUCAGAUCCCUCCACCUGCGGUAUCAUGGGAUAAUGUCACUGGAUUACUACCCAUAGUGGAAGGAUGCUUGAGGAGAUGUCUGCAAGAAGUUGGAAAUGCCAGCGCUUGGGACCUGCUUCAGCCACUCACCCUCACAUCCAUUAACUUCCUUGCAUCAUACUACCAGGCUGCUAGCCGGCAGCCCUCUCUGAAUACUGUUUUGUGUAAUGAGGAAAUGGAGAAGUUGACAGAGAGUGUUCUACUGCCUUUACUAAAUCAACCAUCUGUAAAGUCUAUGUGGGACUUACUCAGGUCUUGCUCUGCUGUGUGUAACCCUCUUACCUGCUCCCCUCUCCCGGAGUCUGUCAGCAGCAUUGUGACUUUGAGUUGUGCAGGAGGGAAACCACCACUCAGCCUGCCUGGGAAAAAAUCCCCAUUCCCUCUUCUGACUGCUGUGCUGAACCUCGUCUGCAGUAUCUGCAAUAUCCACAAGGGGCUGGUCAGCAAGUUCUCUUUUAUAUUGGAAUACAAAGGUCUACACGAUUAUUUGCUUAAGACUUCUGAAUCUCCAACACCAGCUGUGACCCCUUCUUCCAAUUGGCUUCUGCGACACGAAUAUCAUUUCCAGCAUUUCAUAUUAUCACUGAUGUACAAAGCGGCAUCUUUGUCUCUAGAGCAAUCUCAAUUUGGCUCGAUUUUCCACUCUGUCUCAUUGACCUUACUGAGUCGAUUCUUACCAGGCAGUGAGCACUUAGCUCAUAAGAUCCUUACCACUUUGGCAUUCAAUCCUGUUUUCAUACCAGAGGGAAGUGCGGGAGGUCCACAAGCAGCUGAUUUAUCUGAUAUUUUACAUAUUACAUCUGAAGGCAAACCAACACCCCUAGGAUCAGCUGCUUCAGCUUCAGAGUCUCCAAGUCGUGGUAUUCUGCUAGAACAAGCCUUCAAAGACCUCCCUUCCAUCCAGAGCUGUUACUUAACUCAUUUUGCCCACAUGGAACAAGCCCUCAACCAUUCUAAGGUUGUCUAUGAGGAAAGGACUUGUUUUGUUCAAUCUGCCAUGUUACCCGAAGCCAGAGGUCCCAUUCUGCCAUUUGAUUGGCCAUUUCUACCACUGAUCAAUCUUUACAACAAAGUAACGAAUGCAGAAACAAAGGGGAAAAUAGUGAAUAGUCUCUCUCCCGAUCUGGUUAACAGAGUCACGAGGAACUUACAGUGGAUACUUCUUUUGGAAACUUGGCGUCCUGGAUGCUUACAGAGUGUCCCCACUGCUGCAAAACUGGCCAGAUUGACUUGUGUCUUUCUGACCGGUAGUGACCUCUUCUUAGAAGCUCCUGUUCAUGCAUAUACGGCAGCACUUACUGUUCUUUAUAGUCAGCCUGAACACAUGGAAUCAUUAAAGCUUGACAUGCCUCUGCCUGGGCUGGCGUCAUUCUAUGAUUUCUACAUGGACCUCUUGGAGCAGUUUGAAGGCGUUUCCUUUGGUGACCCCUUAUUUGGAACAUUUGUGCUUCUCCCGCUGCAGAGACGUUUUAGUGUCCAACUCAAACAGGCCAUGUUUGGAGAACAUGUCAACAGUCUGAGGUCCCUGUGUGUACCCCUGAAGGAGUUUCCUAUCCCACUUGCUCUGUACACAUCUCCUCCUGAAGAUAAUUUGAAUUUGCUGCGUCUCUAUUUUCGGACUCUAGUAAUGGGAGCGUUGCGUCAGACUUGGUGCCCUGUGCUUUAUGUCGUGGCUUUGGCUCAUGUGAACAGUUUCAUCUUCUCACAACACCAUGUGGCUGAGGAAGUUGACGCUGCAAGGAAAAGCAUGCUCCGAAAGACAAAUCUACUGGUGGAUGAGGGUCUCAGGAAACAUCUCCUGUACUUCAAGCAGCCAUCCAGCGACAGUCCAUUAGGUUUUGAGAUGUACAAUGAGCUUCCUCCUUUCAGGCAGAAGUAUCUGACAUUGGGGACAGAGAAGCCACAACAGACAAUGGAAGCAUCAUAGAAAACAGUGCUUGCUAUCGAGCUGUCUGGUAUUCUCAGGCUGCGAGGGAUGAAA